Fragaria vesca subsp. vesca is the source of this 684-nucleotide messenger RNA. RefSeq names its product desiccation protectant protein Lea14 homolog. The transcript is spliced from 2 exons. Gene Ontology annotation, cellular component: cytosol. Lineage: Eukaryota; Viridiplantae; Streptophyta; Magnoliopsida; Rosales; Rosaceae. Gene Ontology annotation, biological process: response to desiccation. The record is from RefSeq and is a predicted model, not a curated record. Bases 1 to 684 code for a protein of 227 amino acids.
AUGUCUAACUCGAUUGAGGAGGCCGGGGGGAAGAAGGAGAUUAUGGUGGAGGCGGAGGGGAAGAGGGAUAGGUCAUUGUUGGAUGUGUUUAAGUCGAAAGAGGAGGUGAAGGAGGAGGUUGAGAAGGAGGCAAAGGAGACUAAGACGGAGGAGUCGUUGUUAGACAAGGCAAAGAACUAUGUGGCAGAGAAGAUAGCAAAUGUGCCAACACCAGAGGCAAGUCUGAUCGAUGUUGAUUUCUUGAAGGUGAGCUUUGAUUCUGCAGAUUACCUUGCCAAGGUUAACGUCAAGAAUCCCUAUUCACAUUCCAUCCCCAUCUGCGAGAUCGAUUACACCCUCAAAAGCAUUGGCAGUGUGAUCGCUUCCGGGAGGAUUCCAGACCCUGGAUCGUUGAAGGCGAGCCGCGAUACUCUCAUCGAUGUGCCGGUGAAGGUGCCACACAGUAUAAUAAUUACUUUGGUUAAGGACAUUGCUACAGAUUGGGACAUUGACUAUGAGUUGGAACUGGGACUCAUCAUCGACAUUCCUAUAGUUGGGAACAUUACCAUACCACUAUCCAGGAAAGGUGAGAUCAAGCUUCCCACCUUAAAGGAUGUAAUAUUUGGAACAAAUGAGGAGCAGAAGGAUUCGAAAGAGAAAGAGAAAGAGAAGGAUUCCAAAGAAAAAGAUAAGGAUUCAGAUUGA